GGGGCGGUGCUAGCGGGAAGGCGGAAGCGCGUGGGUCAAGAUGGUGGCCGGCGGUCAGCGCUGCGCUCUGCUCUGCUUGGCGCUGGCGGCCGGUUCGGCCGCGCUGGGCAAACGGAGCCCCGUGAAGGUGCUGUCGGACGGCAUGUGGCAGGAGCUGCUGCAGGGCGAGUGGAUGGUGGAGUUCUACGCCCCGUGGUGUCCCGCCUGCCAGAGCCUGCAGCCCGAGUGGGAGAAGUUUGCCGAGUGGGGCGAGGACCUGGAAGUGAACGUUGCCAAAGUGGAUGUCACGGAGCAGCCGGGAUUAAGUGGACGAUUUAUUAUAACAGCUCUUCCUACCAUCUAUCAUUGUAAAGAUGGAGAGUUCAGGAGAUACCAAGGGGGAAGAACCAAAACUGAUUUUAUAAAUUUCAUCAGUGACCAGGAAUGGAAAUCUAUUGAACCAGUUUCAUCAUGGUUUGGUCCUUCCUCUUUUCUGAUGAGCAGUAUGUCAGCUUUGUUUCAGUUGUCAAUGUGGAUCAGGCACUGCCAUGGUUAUUUAACAGAAAGUGUCGGACUGCCAGUCUGGGGCUCCUAUGCUGUUUUUGUAUUGGCAACUCUAUUCUCGGGACUGACACUGGGACUUGUAAUGGUAUUCUUGGCAGACUGUAUCUGUCCAUCCAAAAGGCACAGACCACCACCAUAUCCUUAUUCAAGAAAGCUAGCUCCGGAGUCGGCUCAGCUGCUGAAAAAGCUGGAUGAAGAGCAAGAAGCAGACAAGGAAGAUAUUUCAGAUGAUGAAACGGAGGGUAAAGAGGUGCCCAGCAGAAACUCAUCACCAAGUGCUGUAAGGCAGCGCCCGGUGAACCCUGCUCCUACGAUGGAUAAUUCUUAACUUUAUUUCCAUGCAGGAUUAGUGUUUGAGUCAUCAACUCGAAAGGAACUAAAUGUCAAAUCCUUCAGUUGAAGAGAGGGUUUACUCCUGUCAUGCUAAUAUUGAUGCAUUUAAUGAAUUCAGAAAAAAAAAAUAAGAAGAAAAUAUCUUUGGCUUCAGGUAUUCAAAACUAAAACAUGCUGUUGCAAGUGGCUGAAACUUCUCCUGUGUGCGAAGAAGUGCAAAGAAAUUAUAAGGCUUCGUGAAAGAUUUGUUCCACAGGGAUAUUUUUUAACAGAAUGUAAACCAGUGUACUUGUUGCAUUACGGAACAUUAGCAAGGAAAAUGCACUAACCUUUUUGCUGUUACAGUGUUCAAAAAGGUUUCUCGGUAUAAAUCUAUCUAGUUGUGCUCUGAGGAAAUGCUGAAGGGAAAGUUUCCUUCAGUUAUGGGACCCGUUCCAGGUUUUUUAUGUGACGAAACCUGCUUUCUGCUAUGACAAUGAGUGCUACAACCCCCCAAUAAUCUUUCUUCUUCCAAAGAAAUGAAAGUUGCUCUCUUCACUUAGAGGAAGAGAAUUUCCUCCUGAACAAAAGUCUUUGCUGUCCUCCCAAAUGGAAGUUACCACAAGCUCUCUGUGUAGUCUGAAUUCUCUGGCGGACCCGAAACCUGCUAUUUCUAUCCAUUUCUUUUAGGAAAGGCUGUAGAAAAAUAAAUGAGCUUCAUGGUGAAGUAAUUCUCUAGAAAAAGUUGCAAGUAGCUCCAUAAAGUCUUGUUUGUCUCAGUGACUCCGAAUCACAUGGGAAUAGUUUACACGCAGGGUUCUCUGCCGAGUGCAAAUCCUCAUCCAUUCCUCCUGCUGUGUGGCAGUAGGACUCUGCCUAUUUUUAAUACAUCGUCAGUGAUGUCUGCUUAAUUGAAUUUUACUGCAAAUCUCGUCAGGUUGUACCUGCUCUGAAGCUGAAAUAACUGCUGCUUAAUUUCUUUUACAGAAGGUCAUCUUUUCUGUUUUCACAAAACCCAUCUUGAAACAACAUAUCCUAAUUCUUUAAAAAACCCUGUAGUCUACUGUUUUCUGUAUGGUAUUUGUUUUCACUCUAUAUAGAAAUAAAAAGUGUGCACCUGCGCAUUCAGCCAGUGUUAUCUCGCAUUGCUUGUAAAGAAUUUUCCAUGUUUUUUCAGUUAAUUUUUGAACUAUUUGCAGAGGAAGGGUUAGCCUAAUGCUCAGUGCGCUUAGUUUUUUUGUCGAGCUUGUGCUUGCUGGGUAUUUUGCUGGUUUUGUUGUUGUUUUAGUUGGUUUGUUUGCCAUUUUUUGUUUGGUUUUUUUUUGUUUUUAAUUUAUCUGAGUGAGUUUGCAUGACUGGCAGUUGAUACGUCUUUGUCAACAGUAAACUUGGUCGUGACUAAUUAAGACCACAAACAUAGAAGUGGUCUCAGUGAUGUUCUCACUGCAGCCUGGCUUUUUAAAUCUGGGCUCUCCUUGAGAAGACAGAGCAUCAAACGAGGAGCUCGUAGUGAAAUCCAUGGGAUUUGAAAGAAAUACUGGGAAAAACUGAGCUCUUGCAGGUGAAUCGGCUUGUAAAGCUGUCAAGAAUACGCUGUGCUUUUUGUCAGUCUUCAAUGCUUCUUUGUAAGUUGCGUUUUAAGUAUAUCUUGGCAGAUCAUAAUUCAUCCUCCAUGUAAUGAAUGGAAACAAGUGAUUCAGCUCUCCAAAUAUCUGAGUGAAUCUUCCAACAAGUUCUUAGAUGAGUAAGAAUGAGUUGUUAUGCAAGAUGGAACUUCCUCCUUUGACUCUUUUCUUGUUUGUGAACACUGGUGCUCUAGAAUGACUUAUGACUUCAGUGCUGGGUUAAUAAUGCUUGAAAGGGUCCUUUUGCUUAAAAUCGGAGUGUUUUUGUCAUUUUUUUUUAAUACCGAGCUUUUCCUGGUGUUUGAAUGAAGACAACUGUGUGCUAUAAAUGCCCUUAAGGUCUUGGUCUUGUGGGGUUGCCUUAAAUUCUCUAAAACUUUAAAUCAUAGCCUUGUCACUGGUAAAAUAAAGCAAUAAAUCUGUGAUGUACGAAGGAGAACUAGUAGCACCAUCUUUGAUAAGUGGUGCAUUUUUUAGUUUGGAGAGGGCUUGAGGAAACGGGUCACAGAAAUGCUGAAUGCCAUUGUGAGGGACGAGUGAUGAAUUGUUUUAAGAACUGAACUAUAUGGGCUAACUCCACUUGGAAUAUAUUUAAAUGUAGCUGUUAUAAAUGCAAGGUUUUCUAAUUUUAUAGUUACUUUAAAACUGUGCGAUACAGAAAGUAUAUAAUGAUAACUUUUAGCAAACUCUUAAUUUUAAAAGAACAAACAACCUUUUGUUUUUUCUUGCUGGCGUUCUAGACUCCUGGUUUAACCAGAAUUCCUAGCGCUAAUUUACCUGGCCUUUGCCUCCUGCUCACCUACCUGUUGUUACCGCCUCCCUGCCCUCGGCAAGUAACCAAAUUCCAAAACCGCCUCUCAGUCCUCGGUGUUCCGAGUUGCUGGAAUCCAGCCUCUGCAUGGCAGACCUGUGCUGUGAGUCAUGUCGUUUCUGCUAGUUCCGUUCUCAUUGUCCACAGACAGCCUGUGUUGGCUGAUCUCUGUAAAUCUUACUGUUCAUAUUGUUAAUAAUCUUAUGGGUUUGUCCUAUAUUUAAGUUUCUUGAUAUUUUUUUUUUAAAAAAUCUCUAUUCCAAAGAUGUUUGUUAAGGCUGAGUGAAGGUUGUAAUGUAACAAAUGUGCGUCAGAGCCUGUCCUUUGUGUGUAUUGAUGAUGCUUGAAUAUCAGUUUUGUGAAGUCAGAAUGCCCUUUCCAUAGCAUCACCUUGACUGAGGAUGUCAAAUUUAACCCAGGAAGAAUCAAUUAACUGUAACAAUGCUUUUUUUUUUUAAUGUUUUACAGAGUCUUCAAGUAAAAAGCACCCUCCAACUUUG
Messenger RNA from Columba livia (rock pigeon), 3791 nucleotides. It is a transcript of the gene TMX1, whose product is annotated as thioredoxin related transmembrane protein 1. The record is from RefSeq and is a predicted model, not a curated record. Gene Ontology annotation, molecular function: disulfide oxidoreductase activity. The transcript is spliced from 8 exons. The coding region runs from base 41 to 871 and encodes 276 amino acids. Gene Ontology annotation, cellular component: endomembrane system. NCBI's taxonomy places the organism in Eukaryota, Metazoa, Chordata, Aves, Columbiformes, Columbidae.